AUGGAGACGGGUGGCAUAGUAGAACCGGCCGAGCCAGUUCGUGAACUCAUCCUACGAUCGAGGACGAUCAGAAUCCCGGUUCUUGCCACGCAGAGAGGGUUGGCUGCAGCAACACCGAAAGCAUUUAACCCUGCAGAUUUAGAGGAACUUCCGGAAUAA
Loa loa (African eye worm) is the source of this 159-nucleotide messenger RNA. RefSeq lists its product as hypothetical. Bases 1 to 159 code for a protein of 52 amino acids. NCBI's taxonomy places the organism in Eukaryota, Metazoa, Nematoda, Chromadorea, Rhabditida, Onchocercidae. The transcript has 2 exons. The record is from RefSeq and is a predicted model, not a curated record.